GCCUGCUGUGACCCUCAUGUGGCCGGGGUGUCCCAUUCAGCUGCCAUCAGCCGCGCAAGUGCCCACCUCAGACUGUCCUGGGGGAUGCCCCUUUAGUGAUCCCUAAAGCGCACCUCCAGCCACAGUUUCCUUAUCUGGACCAACCCCUCGUAUCUGCACAGUUGGUGCUCAGAGCUGGAAGAGGACCCAGCCGGAGCCUCAGUAUCUUGGGUGUGUCUUUAAUUGAGGUAUCAUUCAUCUAUCAUAAGUUUAAGUUUCAAGUGUACAAUUCAGUUUUGCAUAUAAUCACAGUAUUGCAUACCCGUCAUUUAUUCUAGAACAUUCUCAUGUCAUGGAAGGAAUUCUGUUCCUAUUAACAGUCAACCCUUCCUCCCCCUACCCCAUAGCCCCAGGCCUGAGAAACUGACCCUCACCUGGGUGUCCUCCCCUCCCCUUUGGUACCUAGGACUGGGUCCUUGGCCUUCUUCCCCCUCCCCCAGACUCAUCCAUUCUUUGGGCUCUAACCCUGUCUGUGUCCCCACGAUGCCACAGUCUUGUUGACAGUCCGUUGAGGUCCAGACUCAGGAUCCAGCUGUCCUUCAGAGUCUCCACAAGGAGGGUUACAGGGAAUCUCAUACUCAUUACAGCCACGCUGUGCCUCACCAUCCCCCUGAACUUGCUUCUCCCCCACCCCCAUCUCUGCUGAGGCAGCUUAGUCCUUCCCUAAUUGCUACAGUCAAAAUCCUUAGUCAUUCUUGACUCCUUGCUUUUCUUUACUCCGCCUCCAGUAAGCACAGCCUGUUUGUCUUCAGAACUUUCCAGAAUCUGCCCACUUCUCCCCCCUCCUGUGUCUCUACCAGGUCCACCCCAUCUUCUCCAGCCUGGGCCAGCCCAGUCCCCUCCACCCUUGCUUCUCUGCAACCCCACCCUCCUGUCCUCCCCACAGCAGCCACCAGAGGGCGCCCGGGAGCACCAGAGCAGGUCCCUGCCAGCUGCCCACUGCCCUCCAGAGCGCCCACUCCCCUGCGGUACAAGCUCAAGUCUUCUCUUGCUGCUCUAGCCCCUGCCUGUACCCUCACAUUGCCCCCCUGGCAUCACUCCACUAUCCAGCCAUUCUUUCCCUGCCACUCCUUGUGAGCAUUGAGGUGGGAAGGAGGCAAGUUUGUCCUGGUCACCACUUGCCUCCCUCCCCCCAAGGCUGACACUUGGUAGACACCCCACGUACGAGUUUCCUGUUGCAGCUGCAGCAAAUCUCUGCAGACUUGCCUGAAACCACACUCCCGUGUCAUCUCCCUUUCUAGGGGUGGGGAGUCUGACACUUGUUUCCCGGGUGGGAGCAGGUUGGCCCGCACAGGGGGGCAGGAUGCUCUUCCCAGGCCCCAGGGGGCCCAUCUCCUGCCUGUUCCAGCUUCUCAAAGAGCCACAUCCUGGGCUCAGGCCCUUCCUCCUCACAGCCAGCCGCGCCCUGAGGCCCUUCCCCACUCUCUGCCUUGGGCCCUUUUCCUCCCUCUAUGAGGACUCUCAUGAGCACCCUGGCCCCCCCCUCACUGCCCAGGAAUGCAGGAUGCUCCCCAUCUCAGGUGCCUCAACUGCAUCACCUCUGCAAAGUCCCCUUUGCCAUGUGAGGUGGCAGAUCCACAUGUUCUGGGGACCAAGGUGCAGCUGUAUGGGUUGCACAUCUGCUGACCACUCACUGAAUGACAACGCUCAUAGAAGCUGACGCAGAGACUCAGCGAGGCCAGCGGAGGGUGGGUCCUGAGGGGAGCAUCGCCCACCCCUCAUUGAGAGCCCCCUCCCCUGGGACUCUCCCACGGAGCUAUGUCCUGGCACUGGGUGCUGUGCGGAGUGGCGCCUGGCAGCUGACUUUCCAGCUCACUCCCUUGAGAGGGGCUGAGAACUGUCACCACUGCCCCAUCCCGGGUCCAGCCAUUCCCCACUAACCACAGCCACCUAGGCCCCUAGCACUCUCCACAACACCAGCAUGCCCUCACCAGAGGGCCUCGGAGAAGAGGCCACAUGGCCCGAGGUGUGGCGCACUGCUGUGUCCUCCUUGCCACUCCUCGUUAGGGCAAGUUCCUUCGAGAGCCAAGUCUCCGGGUUAUGCCGCAGCUCCCGCCGUGGAGUGGACGGCACUGUGUCAGUUCAGUUAAUCCGCAUGUCUUUGGUGUAAAGGGUGGGUCACAGUUGGGGGUGAUUGCUCCCCACUGUUUCUCCCUUCUGGGGAGGUCCAUGCCCAGGGGGUGUGGGGUGUCAAAGUCCUGUUUUCCUGCCAUCUCUGUCCUGUCUGUGGCCACCGUUUCCCACGCAAGGUCCUUGUGUCCCUCCCCAGAGAACUCCCAGGUGUGUGAAGGAGGGACAGGGUCUGUGUCACCUUGGAGACCCUGGCACAGAGGGUAGGGCCCCUCGGUGAGGUGGAUGGCCACCUGGCAUGUCCAAUCUGAUCUUUCAUCUCUCCCUCAGGUUUAGCCCAGAAGAAGACAGCCCCCACUGAGGUCCCCUUGAUGAGCGGGCAGCUGGGCCCUGCCCAUGGGAAGAAGCUGGGUCAUCGGGGUGUGGAUGCCUCUGGUGAAACCACCUACAAGAAGACCACCUCCUCCACCCUGAAGGGUGCCAUCCAGCUGGGCAUUGGCUACACUGUGGGCAACCUGAGCUCCAAGCCAGAGCGCGACGUGCUCAUGCAGGACUUCUACGUGGUGGAGAGCAUCUUCUUCCCCAGUGAAGGCAGCAAUCUCACCCCUGCCCACCACUUCCAGGACUUCAGGUUCAAGACCUACGCACCUGUCGCCUUCCGCUACUUCCGGGAACUCUUUGGCAUCCGACCGGACGACUACCUGUACUCACUGUGCAAUGAGCCCCUGAUCGAGCUGUCCAACCCCGGUGCCAGCGGUUCCCUCUUCUACGUCACCAGCGACGAUGAGUUCAUCAUCAAGACCGUGAUGCACAAGGAGGCUGAGUUCCUGCAGAAGCUGCUACCUGGCUACUACAUGAACCUCAACCAGAACCCGCGGACACUGCUGCCCAAGUUCUAUGGGCUCUACUGUGUGCAGUCGGGGGGCAAGAACAUUCGAGUGGUGGUGAUGAACAACAUCCUGCCCCGCGUGGUCAAGAUGCACCUCAAGUUUGACCUCAAGGGCUCCACGUAUAAGCGGCGGGCCAGCAAGAAGGAGAAGGAGAAGAGCAUCCCCACCUACAAGGACCUGGACUUCAUCCAGGACAUGCCUGAGGGGCUGCUGCUGGAUGCCGACACCUUCUCCGCGCUCGUCAAGACGCUGCAGCGGGACUGCCUGGUGCUGGAGAGCUUCAAGAUCAUGGACUACAGCCUGCUGCUGGGUGUGCACAACAUGGACCAGCAGGAGCGGGAGCGGCAGGCCGAGGGCGCCCAGAGCACCUCAGAUGAGAAGCGGCCCCUAGGCCAAAAGGCGCUAUACUCCACAGCCAUGGAGUCCAUCCAGGGCGGUGCUGCACGCGGGGAGGCCAUCGAGACAGAUGACACGAUGGGAGGGAUCCCCGCCGUGAACGGCCGAGGAGAACGCCUCCUGCUGCACAUCGGCAUCAUCGACAUCCUGCAGUCCUACAGGUUUAUCAAGAAGCUGGAGCACACCUGGAAGGCUCUUGUCCAUGACGGGGACACUGUCUCUGUCCAUCGGCCCAGCUUCUAUGCUGAGCGCUUCUUUAAGUUCAUGAGCAACACGGUCUUUCGGAAGAACUCCUCCCUGAAGUCAUCACCGUCCAAGAAGGGCCGCAGUGCCUUGCUGGCUGUCAAGCCCCUGGGACCCACAGCUGCCUUCUCAGCCAGCCAGAUCCCCAGUGAGCGGGAGGAUGCCCAGUACGACCUGCGGGGGGCCCGCAGUUACCCCACCCUGGAGGAUGAAGGCCGACCUGACCUCCUACCCUGCACACCACCCUCUUUUGAGGAGGCCACCACUGCCUCCAUUGCCACCACCCUGUCCUCCACCUCCCUCUCCAUCCCUGAGCGAUCUCCCUCCGAGACGUCGGAGCAGCCAAGGCGGCGCACACAGUCCUCCGGACAGGAUGGCCGGGCCCAGGAGGAGACGCACGCGGAAGAGGACCUGCAGCAGAUCACGGUGCAGGUGGAGCCCACGUGCAGCGUAGAGAUCGUGGUCCCCAAGGAGGAGGACUCGGGGGUGGAGGCUUCCCCAGCCUGUGCCUCUGCCACCGUCGCUGCCUCUGAAGCAGAAACUGCCAGCCAGGCCUCAGAACCCGCCAGUCAGGCCUCAGAUGAAGAGGAUGCGCCUACCACCGACAUCUACUUUUUCUCGGAUGGGAGGUACUGGAUUUACUCUCCCCGGCAUCGCCGACUGCGGGCCGUCACGCUGAGCUCCUCAGGGACUGUAAGUGACUGCAGCAGGCCCCCAGGGAGCCCAGACCCCACCCUGCUGCCCUGGGCAGCAGGGAGCCACAGGGCCUGGCCAUCCCUCUUCCUCUGAGAAGGGACUUGGGGAAAACACUUACCCCAGGCAGGCACUGGCCUUGUGCCUCCCGAGGUGACAUUACUUCAUCCCCUCUGCAGUGGGUGUCGCUGAAGUGGCUGGGGCUCAGGAGGCACCAUUGACUGUGGUAGCAACUCCGCAUCUGACCCCCCACCCAGGCCACCCCAGCCUCCUGAGUCAGGAGCAUGUUGGACAGAUGCUUCCGCUGAGACCUCGCUGCUGGAGGCUCUCCAGGGUGCGUAGGCGGCCAGCGGGGUCUUAACUGCAGGGGACAGGCUGGUCUAUCUGUACCCCUCUCACUGGCGGGGAAACUGAAAUCUCAGCUGCCCGGGGAGCCCACAAGAGCACGUUAGAUUUUGUCUAGACAAAAUCUGAGUCCCGAACUCCAAGGCAGCCUAUGUGUCUAGCGCCCGGUCGUCAUGUGGACACUGUGCAGCGUUCGCAUGGUCAGUGCCUGUUACUGUCAUGACGAUAAACAAGGGCCUGGGGAGGCCAAGUCACCUGCCCAGAGGCACAUAGCGCAUGAAGGGGCAGAACGGAGUGGAUAUCUGAAGUAAGGGUUCUGUUCUCAAGAAUGAAGCUCCUCAGAGCUGUGCACCCCCGCCUGCCAGCAGGCCCCUUGGAGCAGCAGCAGGUGCCCGGGCUGCCGCAUGGCCCGAGGAUAGAGACCAUACCUGGCUCCUGCCGUACUGUGCCCUCCAGGGGCAGGGACGCUUCUCCCCAGAGAUGAUGGGGGCUGGAGCCUUGCGGCAGCCCCCAAGAGCCUCCGGGCCUGGAGCUGUUUGCAGAGCUGCCUAGAGAGGUGUUGGUCUGACUUUGAGAAGCAUCUGGGUACCAAGAGGCAGAAGAGGAAAGGGUGAUCAUGUAGAGGGCACAGCAGAAGUAGAGCCUGGAGGCCAGAUUGGAGGAGCAGUUGGCCUGACCUCGGUGGGGACCAGAACUCUCUCGGGUCUCCCUGCCCUCUGGCCACCACUUCUUCCUUCCCCAGACUUGGUUCCUUGCCUGCUUCAGUGAGGACACUCUUCCCAUUAUCUGGGUUGCUGAAUCCUGGCACUUCUGGCUCCCAGGCAGGCCAGGCCCCACCCUCCUGGGUCCCAGGGGCUAGAGUGAGAAGUGAGCUGCCCCAGGGCCAGGGCUGUGGCUGCAGUUGUGAUGUCAGAGGGAGCAGCAGGGGCUGUGCUAGGCCCUGCUGCUGCCCUACGGUGGUUUGUGCCAGCCCAGCCGAGGCGGGUAUAGCCACAUGGGAUGAAUGACCUGCCUGUGGGGCCCAGAGGCCCAGGUGGCUCACACAAGGGUGGGUUUUGCCCCGCGCUGCAGAAAGAAUAGGAUCGAGCAGGCAGAGGAGUAGCCCUGGGUUAGAGAGCCAGCAGGCGGAUCCCUAGAAGGGAGGUGGAACAGGGCAUGCCUCAGGCCAGGACCUCAGUGUCAGAAGUGGAAGGAGUGGGGUGGAUCUGGGGGUGCCGUGGGUUGUGGUGUGGUGAGUUUAGGGGCCGUGGGACACCAGGGUGGCUAUGGCUCUGGUGCAUGCAUCCUCAGGCCCAGCAUGCUGAGCCGAACCCUUAGAGUGUCGAAGAGCAAAGGGAGCCCCUGGGGAGAAAAGGAGCCCACUAGGUGAGGGCAGUCAUGGAGUCUUGAGGGAGUCACCGGGGCCAGGGCUGGGGCAGAGUCCAUGAGGCAGGGCAGACCCUGGGUGGGUGAGUGUCAGUGCUGCAGCCACUGAACCUCACUCGGACCGGGUGGGAGUGGGAGACCAGCAACCUGCCUUGUCCAGGACCCUUCUUGGUCAGUCCCCAGGCCUCAGUUUGAGCCCCUACUGCAUCUACUCCCCAGAAGGUGUCCCCUGGAGGGGGGCUGGCAGGUCUCCACUGUGACUCAUGCCUCAGUUUCCCGUGAGGAAAUCCGUGCAUUCCAUCCUGAAAGACUUGUGGGUGAUUGGAAAAUUGGCUCCACCCCAAGAUGUCCACUACCCACGAACCCCAAGUUGAGGUCCUGCUCCAGUCUGGAGUCCAGGACCUGAGCUGGGGUUCUACCAGGGUAGGACAAAGGUUGGGGUGCUUUGGGAGGGCAGGUGGGGAGCACUGGGACGGGAGAGAAAGGGAGCGGGAGCAGCAGGAUAGCAGAGCACCAGGCCCGCCGCCCGUCUUCCUGUGCUGUGCCAGCCCUGCCUUCACGCCACUAACCGCUUCCUACCACCCACCCUGCCGUACCUACUGGCCACUCAGCUGGAGGCCAGGCCCCCGGAGCCCCUACCUCAACCCCAGGACUGCCCGGGUUGGGGGCAGGUUUCCGGUCCGGGAAAGGGCAGCUGGGGCUGAGUCACCCACUCGUCGUCCCGCGUUGGGGGUCUGCCUCUUUUAUUUCUGUUUCUUCCUCUCCCUCUGCCUCUCUGUCACGCCUCUGCACCCUGCUCUUCUGCGCCCUUCCUGCACGUGCCGCCCGCCCGCC
Talpa occidentalis (Iberian mole) is the source of this 6875-nucleotide messenger RNA. It is a transcript of the gene PIP5K1C, whose product is annotated as phosphatidylinositol-4-phosphate 5-kinase type 1 gamma. Lineage: Eukaryota; Metazoa; Chordata; Mammalia; Eulipotyphla; Talpidae. The record is from RefSeq and is a predicted model, not a curated record. The coding region runs from base 2481 to 4427 and encodes 648 amino acids. Gene Ontology annotation, biological process: phosphatidylinositol metabolic process. Gene Ontology annotation, molecular function: phosphatidylinositol kinase activity. The transcript has 16 exons.